AUGGUUGACCACGAUCAACUGCUGCGCUUCGGCAGAGCUUUAUCCAGGGCUGCAGGCUGGAUAUAUACGCUUCUAUGGUCUCUUUCAUUCUAUCCCCAACCCAUUCUGAAUUGGCAACGUCGUUCAACACAAGGCUUUACGAUCGACUUUCCAACUCUCAAUGUCCUGGGCUUUUUCUGCUAUAGCACCUCCACCUGCUUCUUUCUCUAUUCCUCUACCAUCCGACAACAAUACGCUGCGAGACAUCCACUUGCCCCAGAGCCUACCGUACGUUUCAACGAUGCCGCCUUUGGCAUUCACGCCGUCAUAAUUGUACUCUUGACCUACUCCCAAUUUUUCCCCGCCCUCUGGGGAUUCAAAGGCUCCGAUCGGGCCAGAACUUCUCGUCCCGUCUUGGGCAUCUUCUGGGGAAGCGUCAUCGCCAUCAUCGCUGUUUCAGGUCUGGUAUAUUUCGGCUCCGCUGCGCAUUCGGAGGGUCCCCAAGAUUGGGAAUGGAUUGACGUGCUUUAUACUCUUGGCUAUGUGAAGCUUCUCAGCACUUUUGUCAAAUAUAUCCCACAGGUAUGGAUGAAUUAUAGACGACAAUCCACCCAAGGUUGGAGCAUAGCCGGAAUAUUGUUCGACAUCACAGGUGGUGUUCUGUCUUUGCUGCAGCUUGUCAUUGAUGCUAGUUUCCAGGGGGACUGGAGUGGCAUUACUGGCAACCCCCUCAAACUCGGCCUGGCCAACAUUAGCAUUGCAUUUGAUCUCAUCUUCAUCGCACAGCACUAUAUCCUCUACCGCGACAAGCCUGAUGAUUCGAUGAAAGAAACAGAGGACGAUGCCGAGCGGCCACUGCUGGGGCAUUGA
Exophiala bonariae is the source of this 849-nucleotide messenger RNA. RefSeq lists its product as uncharacterized. Gene Ontology annotation, cellular component: fungal-type vacuole; vacuolar membrane. The transcript has 3 exons. Gene Ontology annotation, biological process: L-cystine transport. Gene Ontology annotation, molecular function: L-cystine transmembrane transporter activity. NCBI's taxonomy places the organism in Eukaryota, Fungi, Ascomycota, Eurotiomycetes, Chaetothyriales, Herpotrichiellaceae. The record is from RefSeq and is a predicted model, not a curated record. Bases 1 to 849 code for a protein of 282 amino acids.